CAAUUCAAGCAUAUGUGUAAAUAUUAUAAAGAAUUAAAAAAAACAGAAAAGCGUCUUCCUCCUCGUUGCUUUAAUUCAAAAGCUCAGAUUUUUUAUUUGCUUUCACUUUUGUCUUUACCCUUCCCUCUCCCUCUUUCCCAACACACUUCCCUUUCCUUCGUCUUGAUUUCAAAUCUAGGGUUCCUUUUGCUUUUCUUGGCGUGUUUGUAUAAUGCACACUCCAAAUCCAACGACAGCUGCUGCCUUGUUGAACUCCUCUCUGGUUUGAGUGCCUUAAAAGUUUAGAGCUUUAGCCCUUUGAACUGUCUCUGCCAAUGAUCAGUGAUAAGCUUUGUUCCUCUCUUCUGGGUUUUCCUUCUUGUUAAUUCUUGAUUCAGCGCUCUAGUCUUUCGAUUUUGGGAGGGGGGUUUGUAGCAAGUAAAUGCAUGGAUGGGAGGGAAAGCAUGGCAUUAUCUGGGUCUUCUUCUUCUUACUACCUCCAUAGAGGGGUUGGUGGGUCUGGCUCUGCGUCUGGGUCACAUGCCCCACCAAGUGUCAGGCCAAACACAAACCCUAACAUUUCAGUUCAGUCCAGUGGGAGGGAUGGCACUAUAGGGCCAGCAUUCCCUUUUCAGAGCACAUCACCCAGUUUUCCUCAUGGCCUUAACGUGGCUGUGGUGCCCUCUGCUGUGGGGGAGCCUGCCAAGAAGAAGAAGAGAGGGAGACCCAGGAAAUAUGGCCCGGAUGGGACCAACGUGUCUUUGGGACUCUCUCCAAUGUCAGCUACACCUCCGGCUGGCGAGAUCACGCCGACCCCGAAAAGGUCUCGGGGCCGGCCACCUGGCAGUGGGUGGAAGCAACAAUUGGCUCCCCUUGGUGAAUGGAUGAACAGCUCAGCUGGACUGGCUUUUACACCACAUGUCAUCGAUAUUGCAGCGGGAGAGGACAUUGCCUCAAAAAUAUUAUCAUUUUCACAACAAAGGCCAAGGGCUGUGUGCAUUUUGUCAGCUAAUGGUGCAGUUUCAUCAGUCACACUGCGACAACCCACAUCCUCUUGCAAUACCAUGAGAUUUGAGGGGCGUUUCCAGAUAUUAUGCCUCUCAGGCUCAUAUUUAGUUGCCGAAACUGGUGGUCCUCACAAUCGAACAGGUGGUUUGAGUGUUUCCCUUUGUAGCCACGAUGGCCAUGUUAUUGGAGGUGGAGUUGGUGGUAUGCUUAUUGCAGCAAGCCCAGUUCAGGUGGUAGUGUGCAGCUUCGUAUAUGGUGGUUCCAAGUCCAAGGAAAAGGCAGUCGAUGGUACAAGAAGCGAACAGAAUUCUGCAGCAGCCAAGCCUUCUGAAAACUCACCUCCACCAGCUACUGCUACUUCCAGCCAAAAGAUCAGCCUGCAUUCAUCACCUGGGUUUUGGCCUGGUUCGAGGCAGGAUACGAGGAAUCCCCACCCCGAGAUUGACCUGACGCGUGGAUGAUAACCGAAAAGCACAUGACAACUGCUGUAUAUAUGUGUUUGUUGUAAAUGAACCGCGUCGAGGAUAUCUGCAAACUCUUUACUGCACCCUUUCUUACCGGUAGGCGAUGGUUGUGCUAACAUGUUCCUAACAGUCACCACUUGACUUUCUUUGAUGAGCAUUGCAGAAAUCUCUGGUGAUCUGUAAUUUCCUUGCCCUAUUAUUAUUACCAUUUGUAGGACCUGAAAAUGUUUAUUCUCAGAUUGAACCCUAGUCUCUGCCAUUGAUGAGGGAUUCUCUUCUUUGGGCUUAUUAGCUGAGGCUGCCAUUGAAACCCAGCUAGAUCUUAUUCUUCAUUACAAGUGUUCAACCAAAUAUUGAUGCUUAUCUGCUUAUUGAAGAGAAUCAGGUUUCUCACUUGAUCUUUUCUUGAA
This is a messenger RNA of Diospyros lotus (date-plum), 1861 nucleotides long. Its product is annotated as AT-hook motif nuclear-localized protein 5. The record is from RefSeq and is a predicted model, not a curated record. The transcript is spliced from 5 exons. Gene Ontology annotation, molecular function: minor groove of adenine-thymine-rich DNA binding. Bases 426 to 1448 code for a protein of 340 amino acids. NCBI's taxonomy places the organism in Eukaryota, Viridiplantae, Streptophyta, Magnoliopsida, Ericales, Ebenaceae.